GUGGUAUCGCGAGCAGACGAGGCACCUGUACGUUGUCUUCUUGAGCGUGGGCUCUGGCCUAUGCCGCAGGGUAUUGUACUGCUUCCAAGAGCUGAUCAUGUCUGUUGGCCUGGUCAAGGAGCUGAAGGGGGAGUUUGAGAGGUACACCGCAGUUGGAUGGCCCGUAGUAGCAUUGAAGACUACCUCAGAUGAGCUCGACUUUGGGAUCUCAGGCGUGCUGAACGAACCCUUCGUGGACAUCAAUGGAGGUGAGUUGGCCGCCUUGCUGCACUUGCUCAAAUACGCGGUACCUCCAGUGACUGCCGUCACCGACAGCUCGUUCGUGAUCAAGGGGCUCACGGAGCACUGGCCAGCCAGGACCACUGCCUACGGGUUUGCUUGGGCCGACCCGUGGAAGCAAGUUUGGCACCUGGUGGAGGAGUUUGGAGGUCUUGGUCCCGACGGGUUCACGGUGGUCAAGAUUGCGUCACAUGUGCCCAAGAAGAACCUGCAGGAGUGCGACAUCAGCUACAGGGACUGGCUUGGCAACAAGUUCGCGGACACAGCAGUGAAGAGCGCAGCGGCAUCCUGCCGAAUCCGUGGAGUUGACCGCGUUCGCUUGCGGGACGUUCAUCAACUCGUCGAGGGAGUUGCGAUGUGGGUUGCUGCAGUUGGUGCCAACACUGGCGGGGUGGAGACGACGCAUCGGAAGUCGAAGCCUAACAAGCCAGCGCCGAUGUCGGCAUGCAAGGCAGUUUCAGAAGUUCUUCGGUGCGACCUGCGUGGAGAGCCAGGCGAACGUUGGUGCGCAAGAUGCAGGUGGCCUGAGAGGAACUCGGAGUGUUCUGGUGACAUAGUCUUGGCAACGAAGGCCCUCAACCUCAAGAUGUGUAAGCCGCACAUGCUGGUGAAGCUGGCGCCUGUUCGUGAUGCGGAGCUCGCGAAAG
Messenger RNA from Prorocentrum cordatum, 926 nucleotides. NCBI's taxonomy places the organism in Eukaryota, Dinophyceae, Prorocentrales, Prorocentraceae. The record is from the annotation of a GenBank genome assembly.